Parnassius mnemosyne (clouded apollo) is the source of this 1761-nucleotide messenger RNA. The record is from the annotation of a GenBank genome assembly. Lineage: Eukaryota; Metazoa; Arthropoda; Insecta; Lepidoptera; Papilionidae.
AUGUUCUUCAAGGCAUAUAAAUUAAAAUCUAACAACACCUUAAAAAAUUCAGAAAAAAAACAUUUAGCGCAGCGUAUUUUAAAUGAAUUCCCUGCUGCUACAGAUGAGAAAGUGAAAGAGCUGGUGCCAGUAAAAUCAAAUAGCAGCUGUAUGAAAUUAAUUCUACAUUCGGGUGAAACAGUCGGCGUAUACGUGGUGGAUAGCGUACCUGUGAUGAUAGAAACUGGAGAUGCUUUGGUGCCUACUGUAUGUGCUCUAUGGAAAGUGCCUGACCUCCUACCGACUCUCAUUGUUCAUUCUCCAGUGUUAUCCAAGCUUGCAGGGGGUGCACCACUGUACGCGCCGGGGGUAACAUUAGCAGAUCCAGUAACAUUCCCGCGCUUUUCCCGUGGCUCUCUUAUUGCUGCUGCUACAGUUGACAAUGGCGCUGCAGGGGCUGUAGGUCAUGCUGCUAUUUCUUCUUCAGAUCUGCUGAGGACCAGUAUGGGUGUCUGCAUGGAACCUUUACAUGUAUAUGGGGACUUGCUUAGCAAAGAACCUAAGUUCACAAAGCUUGAAAGGCCAAAGUUUGAUCCCCCCACUUAUAAUGACAUGGCUGACAAUAUUACUAUGGAUAUAGCUCAGCUAAGCAUCCAACAACCAAUUAAAGAGGAAUGGCCCAGCUUAGUAAAAGAGGACAUCAAACAACCAGAAAAACCUACACCCUCCCCGGUUUUAAAUGCACCAAGAAUAAUCCCAGAUGAAAUAUCAAAUGUCGAUUGCAAUGAAGAAUUGGAUUUAGACGACACAGCUAUCACAGAUACCUCGCAAAUUGAAGAAGAUCCAAUACCGACAGACAUGGACGAACUGCUCAAAUGGUGCCUCCUGUCCUUUAUUAAACUGGAAGGGAAGAAUAUAGAACUGCCCCUCAAAACCAACCUACUAUAUAAGAAUCAUCUGAUACCUCUGUGCCCUCCGGACCGAACGUUAGAUGUAAAAAAGUCGAGUUACAAAAAAAUGGGCAAAUUCCUUGAAGCCAUGCAAAAGGAAGGCCUGCUAGAGGUGCGUGAGAUCGAAAAGGGCGUGUCCGCGCUGGUGGCCGUGUCCUGCGCGCACCCGCUGCUCCGAGAACACCGCGCGCCCGCGCGCCGCGCCGCCGCCCGCCCCGCCGCGGCCGGCCCCGCGCCGCCGCUGGUGCGGGACCUCUACUGCAUCACUGCCAAUGUCACUGAACUCUUCGCACCCCUCAGGAAAGGCACAGCUCUAUCGGCGGCGGAUGUUCGGUCCACCCUUACCGAAUAUGUGAAGACGAGAGGACUUAACAGCACACAGCAGCGAGGAGCCGUUGCGUUGGACCCACUGCUGGCAAAGAUUACUGGACAACAGGAACAGGAAACCAUAAAAUGGGAAGGACUUAUGACUGCUGUCUUGAACAAAAUGACUCCCAGCACAGAGCUCCAGUUUUCUGAUGGAACUGUUAAAAUUAUCAAAAGCAAGCUCGAGCCUAUCAAAAUGCAAGUUGCUACCAGGAGCGGGAACAAGAAGGUAACACUAGUGUCAAACUUAGAAGCAUAUGGCUUCAACCUAUUAGAAAUGGCGCGAGUGUGCCAGCAUGGUGUGGCUGCAUCAUGCGGAGUGACAAGGACUCCAGGAGCAAAGUGUGACCAACUGAUGGUGCAGGGUGAUCAGACACACUUCAUAGCAAAACUGCUGAUCGAGAAGUAUGGACUACCCAAGAAAUAUCUCGAAGGUGCCGAUAAAGCUUUAAAUAAGAAAAAGUGA